AUGACUAAUGUUGAUUUGAGUAAAUUUAGUGCAAAGCAGCAGCAACUGAUACUGCAAUGUUUGGCUAUCACCAACCAAGUUAACCAGAGCAAGAAUAUCGGUAGCGGCUCACAAAAUAAAUACUCGAGGAGAAAGGAUUGUUCUCAUAUACCAUGCAAAUUUUACAUGGUGGGUUCCUGCCAAGCUGGGCAGUCGUGUCCAUUCUCUCACCAGACACAGACAAUUGAAAGGGCCUAUAGCACGCCAUGCAAAUAUUAUCAAAAAGGGUAUUGUAAAUUUGGUGAUAGGUGUAUUAAUCUCCAUAUCCAUGAGGAUCAAAAUGAAAAGUAA
Messenger RNA from Nakaseomyces glabratus, 330 nucleotides. RefSeq names its product Lee1p (gene LEE1). Gene Ontology annotation, molecular function: metal ion binding; ubiquitin protein ligase activity. NCBI's taxonomy places the organism in Eukaryota, Fungi, Ascomycota, Saccharomycetes, Saccharomycetales, Saccharomycetaceae. Gene Ontology annotation, biological process: protein polyubiquitination. The record is from RefSeq and is a predicted model, not a curated record.